AUGCUGCCGUUAGGACCGGUAGAGGUCGGAGCCCUAACGGAAGCGGGCCCGCCCGCAGUUCCGAAGGGCGCCACGGUGUGGCGUACGUCCCCACGAGAGGCUCCGCCCACUUUCCCUUCCCUAGCUCCUCCCCUUCUAUUAGGGUUCAAAUUUGGUCCGUUAGGGGCCAAGUGUCCGCCGAGUCCGGCCUCCGGUGGGCGUGUCCCUCGCCACCGUGCGACGCCGCCCACUCCGAGCGUUUCGCGCACAUGCACCAAAGGUACAGGAUACAAGAGCAAAGGUACAGGAUACUGGAGCAAAGGUACAGGGUACAGGAGCAAAGGUACAGGAUACUGGAGCAAAGUUACAGGAUACUGGAGCAAAGGUACAGGAUACAAGAGCAAAGGUACAGGAUACAAGAGCAAAGGUACAGGAUACUGGAGCAAAGGUACAGGAUACUGGAGCAAAGGUACAGGAUACUGGAGCAAAGGUACAGGAUACUGGAGCAAAGGUACAGGAUACAGGAGCAAAGGUACAGGAUACUGGAGCAAAGGUACAGGAUACAAGAGCAAAGGUACAGGAUACUGGAGCAAAGGUACAGGACAAUGGAGCAAAGGUACAGGAUACAGGAGCAAAGGUACAGGAUACAAGAGCAAAGGUACAGGAUACUGGAGCAAAGGUACAGGAUACAGGAGCAAAGGUACAGGAUACUGGAGCAAAGGUACAGGAUACUGGAGCAAAGGUACAGGAUACUGGAGCAAAGGUACAGGAUACAAGAGCAAAGGUACAGGAUACUGGAGCAAAGGUACAGGAUACAAGAGCAAAGGUACAGGAUACAAGAGCAAAGGUACAGGAUACUGGAGCAAAGGUACAGGAUACAGGAGCAAAGGUACAGGAUACAAGAGCAAAGGUACAGGAUACAGGAGCAAAGGUACAGGAUACAUGAGCAAAGGUACAGGAUACAAGAGCAAAGGUACAGGAUACUUUUUGAGGCCUACCUUCCAUUAG
Messenger RNA from Knipowitschia caucasica, 987 nucleotides. The record is from the annotation of a GenBank genome assembly. NCBI's taxonomy places the organism in Eukaryota, Metazoa, Chordata, Actinopteri, Gobiiformes, Gobiidae.